UUCUCAUUUACUGUCCUUAAGUGUGUUCAUUGACUAUGGUGUAAUGUGUUUCAUCAACUGUUUACGGGUUUUUAUUAGCAUAUGUCUUAUCAUUGGAAUCUCAGGUCUAAGAUGUCCCCUAUACUGGCAAUUACAGAAUGGCGAUUCCUGUUACCGGUUUAGAUUUAGAAAUUUGUUAUCAUGGGGGGCUGCGGAAGCAUGGUGUCAAUCUCAAAACGCACAUCUAGUCAAAUUAGAAACUGCCACGGAAAGGGACUGGGUAGCAGGCAAUUUACUGAAAGUACAACAAAAUAGUAUACGCAACAACACCAGUAUUACAUCAUUUUGGACUGGGUUGAAUAACAAUGGAACCUCAGGUGGAAACUUUGUAUGGGCAGACGGAUCGGCAGUCGAUCCUACAGUAGUGAAAGGACAGUCUAUUGUUAUAUCUGCACAACGAGGAAGAUGUGUAAAAUUUGUAAACAACAAAUUGACGAAUGUCAAAUGUGCAGAAUCAAACGGUUACAUUUGCGAGCGACAUAUUGGAAUUCCACUGACGUGUGAAGCCGAUAGAAAAUGGCAGUCGUUUAAUAAUUUCUGUUACAGAGUAUAUGGUCAAAACGGCGCCACCUGGGAUGGAGCCCAACAGCAGUGUGAUCAACAAGGAGGGAACCUGUUUACCGUAGAAAGUUCUUCCGAGGAAACUGUAAUACACGACUUCAGUGUAAAUCUUCAGAAAGAUUUUUGGAUAGGGGUUAAGUCAUAUCCUCAGGGGAAUAGUUAUACCUGGUUAUUGGCAAAAGGCAAUGAAACUUUAACCCAAAGGUUAGCUUACUGGUCACCGAUACCUGUUCUUCAAAGCUCUCAGUAUAACAAUACGUGUGUGUAUGUAAAAUAUAGCACCGAUUCAUCUGCUGUAGCAUGGACAACAGAUACGUGUGCAACAAAAAGAAAUUUCGUGUGUAAAAAACCAGAAGGAACUUGUCAGCCAGGUUGGUUAGCUCACCAAAAUAGAUGUUACCAGUUCAACACACAAUAUACGUUGUCAUGGCAACAGUCCGACCAAUAUUGUAAAACCCAAGGCGGAAGAUUAGUAGAAUCAUAUGGAAAAACUGCCACCACUUUUAUCAAUUCUUACCUAUCUCAGUUUCAAGAUGCUCGUAUCGCUUCAUUCUGGAUUGGUGCUACAGACAACAGCACUAAUAAUUACACGUGGUCUUAUGGACAACAGAUUAAAUAUCAAAACUGGGCAGUUAAUCCUCCUGAUAAUACAGCAAACAGACAAGACUGCGUCUACAUCGAUACAAAUGAUGUAAAAGGGUUGUGGAGAACAACAUCUAAUUGUGGUGUAACGAAACCGUUUAUUUGUAUUAUUGGCUUUGAUCAACCCGUGCAAGCGGUGACAACACCAACACCUACCUUGAUAUGUGAUGAUCACUGGACAUUAAAUAGUGGGCGGUGCUUUCAGUUUAAUGACACAAAGAAAAAUUGGUUAGAUGCUCGAGAGUCAUGUCAGAGUCAAGGUGGUGAUCUAGCUACUGUUGAUACUGAUGCUGUAAACAGCUUUGUCAUAGGUCUUAUCAACAGAAAUGACAAUGAGUAUUGGAUUGGUCUAAACGACAGAACACAAAAUAGGAAAUACAUUUGGAUACAAUCUGGUGCACAGCUGUCUAGCUUCAACAAAUGGUGUAAAAAUGAACCAAAUGAUUAUACGGGAACUGAAAGCUGUGUACAGUAUUUCACUACAAACUUGUGUUGGAAUGACCGAGGCUGUUCUGCACAACUGAAAUAUAUCUGCCAGAAAAGUCCACGAAAUAUUCCACUUGGUCCCCCAGUAACUACAGCUGCAGCGCAAAUUAGUGCAAAAUGUGGUCUCGGUUGGCAAGAAAGACCUCAAUCACAGUACUGCUAUAGUUUCCAAGGUGAUUUACUAUCAUGGCAAGAUGCCAGACAAGUUUGUCAGAAGAUGGGUGGUGAUCUAGCCAGCGUACAUGACAGAGCAGAGCAAGUAUAUAUUCAAACACAAUUAUCAUCUUCAUUUUCAAUGUGGAUGUGGCUUGGAGGCACCGACAGAUCAAAAGAAGGAGGAUGGUCAUGGUCAGAUGGGACACCAUUUCAGUUCUUGAACUGGGCAGGAGGCGAGCCCAAUGGCGAUAGAAGAGAGAACUGUAUACAGAUAUAUACAACUUUAAGAGACCAACAGUGGAAUGAUGGACCUUGCAAUGGCAGACAAGGUUUUAUUUGUAAAAAAAGUUAUGGAACAAUCACUACAAUACCACCUCGUGCAACACCUCAAGUUCCAGCUGGACAGUUUCUUGGGUGUCCUAGUUUCUGGAAGAAACAUGGCACCUCCUGCUGGUUAUUUGUUCAAAAGAUGGUUCCUGCAGAUGUUGCUAGAAAAACGUGCCAGCAAUAUGGUGGAUACCUCGCAACGGUUAACAGUCAAGACGAACAGAACUUCAUGAAUGCUAAUAUUCCAAAACCAAUGAAAGGAACAACAGGAAUAUUUAAUGGUGGGGCUGUAUGGAUUGGUCUCAGCGAUCGGAUAACAGAAAACUAUUUCGUAUGGGAUGAGGGCAGGCCUGUUACUUAUACGAACUGGGGACCAGGUGAACCAAACAACUGGCAAAACAAGGACGAAGACUGUGUUGCAGUUUGGUUACUGGACGGUAGCUGGUUUGAUAUAACAUGCAAUACACCACUCCCUGGGUAUGUUUGCAGAAAAAGUGCACAAGUUGUGGCGUCAACAGGAGUCGAUCCACUUUUGAAAGGUUGCACAAAGCCAUAUAGAGGUAUUGGUUAUGGAGCAUCAUGUUAUGCCUUACGUGAUACUAUAUCAGGCGCUACACCAGUUAGUUGGCAAUUAGCACAGUCAGCAUGUCAAACGACAUUUGGUGGACAACUAGCCACUGUUAAUGACAGAUAUGUACAGUCAUUUCUGGCUAGUUAUAUUGAUACUAGGAAGGAUAACUUCUGGAUUGGUCUUUCUGAUCAAGUAACUCCAGGAACAUACGCAUGGAUUCAGGGUCAAGCUGAUAAGUUUACUUUCUGGAAUAGUAAUCAUACUGGCAAUGAAAGAAACACUUGUGUUGUCAUGAGAACUAUGCAUCCGAUUGGUUUGUGGGACAACAAACAAUGUACUGAGAGUCACAAUUACAUUUGUGAAACACCAAGAACUGGUUUCACACCUGCGCCAACGACAGCACCUAAAAUUCUUCCUUGCCCAUCAGGCUGGAAAUCUUUUGCAACAUUUUGUUACAAGUUAUAUAAUCAGAGAAUGACUUGGCUUCAAGGUCGUGAUUAUUGUAAUGGUUUUGGAGGGGACCUUGUUAGUAUACAGAGUCAACCGGAAGCAGACUUUAUAAAGUCAAAUUAUAUUUCUAGGAACACUGCCUGGCUUGGUAUAAAUGACUGGGAUGUUGAAAAUAAAUGGGUAUGGAGUGACAAAUCUGCAGUAACCUUUACUGCAUGGAAUCGGGGUGAACCAAAUAACUACAACAAUGAAGAUUGUGCAAUGGUUGUACAAAACGGAAAAUGGGUUGACAUUAAUUGUUUUUCCAAUCAACCAGUCAUUUGUAAAAGACUAAUGGGUACACCUUUUGUGACAACCGUUACACCGCCAAUAGGAAUCACAUCAAUUGCAUGCGGUGUAGAAAAUAUGUGGUUGUUCUACAAUGGUUCAUGCUACAUGACAAGUCCUGUUGGAAGAAAUUCACAAUUAAGUUGGUAUGACGCACGAAAGUACUGUAACAGUUUUAGUUCUGAUCUAGCUAGUAUCCAUACAAAUGAUGAGAACAGAUUUGUGUAUUCCAUAGCAAAGAAGAAUAGAGAAGAAUAUUGGAUUGGAUUAAAUGAAUUGGAAAAUCCAGGAAAAUUGAAAUGGAUAAACAAUGAUGCAGUAGAUUUUAUUAAUUGGGAUCAAAAUGAACCAAAUGAUCAGUAUGGGGCAGAAAGAUGUACUGCAAUGAAAGCAAUUAAUGGCAACUGGAUGGAUGACAAUUGCAAUAUGAAAAUGGGAUUCAUUUGUAAGAAAAGAGUCGGAGAAGGACCACCAACGACUACAUCUCCACCUGCUCUCCCAGGAGGAUGUCGUGAUUCGUUUGUUCCCUCUCCAUUUAGUAAUAAAUGUUUUUAUCUCAGUAAUUCUACAGCAUUAAUGACAUGGAACCAGUCAUUAAAAUUCUGCCAGACACACUUCCAAAGGCCCUAUGACAUGGCAUCAAUUAGCGAUGAGAUGGAACAAGCUUUUCUAACAUCGUUGGUACAAGGUCUGAAAAGUAAUGUUUGGAUUGGUCUCAAUGACCUGCGAUUCUCCCGACAGUUUGUUUGGCAGGAUAACUCCCAGUUUAAGUAUAAUAAUUGGGCUGAAAGAGAACCAAACGGACGAAAUCGAAUAGUGAAAGGAAUUGGGUUCGUUAAUCAGGAAAAAUGUGUAGAAAUGUACACACAGGGUUAUUUAGCAGGAUCCUGGAAUGAUCAAAAUUGUGAUUUACAACGGUACACUAUUUGUGAAGGGAAGAAAGUACCUGGAUUACCUGACACUGGUACACCAAAAGGAAGCUGUAGUAAACCGGAGUAUACUUUUCGUGGAACUAGUUGCUACAAAUUCAUUGGAUCACCAGCAGCUAAUUGGCAAGAUGCAGAAACAAAAUGUCAAGCUGAUGGUGCUGUUCUGGUAACAAUAAAUGAUCUAUAUGAAAAUGCCUUCGUAGAAGCCAAUAUGGGACCUAAUGUAGACUACUGGAUUGGUUUUAAAUAUAACAGGGAUACAACAAGUUUUGCUUGGCAGCGUAAUUGGCCUGUAAAAUUUACAAAUUGGGCUUUUGGGGAACCUAGUAAUGGACCAUUAGAUUUGUGUGUCAAAUCCAUGAAUGGACAAUGGGACAGUACUGGUUGCACUCGUUCGAUGGGAUAUGUUUGUGAAAUUAAUUCAGCUCCUCUUCCACCUGUAACAAGUGCACCAAAUGGACAUUGUAAAAACCCAGACGAAACUAUUUACAAUAACUUCUGUUAUUACUUCAGUCCACUUACAUACAUGGAUUGGCCGUCUGCAGGUUAUACUUGUACAAAGCGUGGGAUGGAUCUUGUUAGUAUAACGAGUGCUAUUGAACUGGAUUAUGUAUUUACUACUUCGCUUAAUGCAAGGAGUAGAAACGGAAAACACAUAGCUCAGAAUAUAUGGAUUGGACUGAAUAAAGGAUUGCAAAGUAGUUUCCAAUGGACCGACAACACCCCCUACAGUUACAAUAACUGGAAUGUCGGAGAACCAUCAGAUCCUAUCAAUUCAACAACUGAGGAAUGUGUAGAAAUGUACAGAGAUAGCGCAAAGUGGAACGACGUUAAUUGUUUUAAGAAAAAUGCCUUUGUAUGCAAAGGCAGAGCGGUACUUCCUUCAACUUUAAACCCGCCAUCGACUAUAACACCUGGUGUGACAUUCCCAACCUUUCCAAAUAUAUUCCCAGUCACCACUUUUGGACCAAAUGGCCAACCCGUUGGAACAACAAAACGACCAACAUCAAAACCUUUAUCAGGGAUUACAUUUGCUCAACCAACGGGUCAUAUGACUGGUCCAAAUGGAUAUUUACAAGAUAGAUUUGUUAAUAAAAAGCAUGGAUUGACAGGCGGUCGUUUAGCUGCAGUCAUCAUUGUUAUUGUUCUUGUCUUAGGAAUAGGAGCCCUCUUCGGAUUUCUAUACUGGCGAAAGAGAAAUCCAUCUGCAAGUACAAGUGGAAACGGGGCAUCAGGCGGGGGAUCGGGAUUUGAUAACGCACUUUUUAAUAAGGAAAACGAGGAAGUCAAUAUUGACAGUACUGCAUAAUGAUGUUAGACUGAUCGAAAUAAAUAAUGCAUAUGCAAUGACAAAUAUAACAUUUUAUACAAACGUUAGAAAGUAAAAGUGAAUGGUUAUAUUUGUAUGUUUAACAAGCUGUAAAUGAAUGCCAGCAUAAUUGGAUAUGAAUCAAAGAUUUAACCUUUAUUUUCCACAUGAAAGUUGUUGUCUUAUAUGUUCCCAUAAUACUCAAAAUUCAUAUUUUUUCGUAAACAUUAAAUGUUACUAAUAAAAACAUAACAUAUGAAGACAAAAUAGCAAAACUCAUUUCAUAAGAAUGUAAUUAUAAAUUAGUAUUAUGACGAAAUUAAAAUUGUUAUUUAGAGGUUCA
This is a messenger RNA of Mytilus trossulus (common blue mussel), 6140 nucleotides long. Its product is annotated as macrophage mannose receptor 1-like. The transcript has 42 exons. Lineage: Eukaryota; Metazoa; Mollusca; Bivalvia; Mytilida; Mytilidae. Bases 44 to 5797 code for a protein of 1917 amino acids. Gene Ontology annotation, molecular function: signaling receptor activity. The record is from RefSeq and is a predicted model, not a curated record.